Molecule: messenger RNA, 706 nt
Organism: Staurois parvus
Lineage: Eukaryota; Metazoa; Chordata; Amphibia; Anura; Ranidae
Source: the annotation of a GenBank genome assembly
AGCAACUGGGUGGUAAACGAAGGACUUUCCAUCAUUGUUAUUCUGGCAUGGCUUGGACUGAAUGGUUUCCUAUUUUGGAAUUUUUACGUUGUCUAUGAGGAAGGCAGACGAUAUAUCUAUUCUAGAGAGAUUUUUAUGGAUCAGCCCUGGCCUGGGCCAGAGCCCCAGCCGCAUGCCUGAACUUUAACUGCCUGCUCAUCUUGCUGCCAGUAUGCCGAAACCUUCUUUCCUUUCUCCGUGGAUCAAGUGUGUGUUGUGGAAGAAGUAUACGAAGACAGCUGGAUAGGAAUCUUACUUUUCACAAAAUGGUGGCAUGGAUGAUCGCCCUGCAUACAACUAUCCACACCGUGGCCCAUUUGUUUAAUGUGGAAAGACUGGUGGAUGCCAGGGUGGAAGCGAAUGGCACAAUUCAAGCUGCUCUUACUGACCUUGAGGACAGGAAUGGUGAAUCCUACCUUAACUUCGUCCGAUCAAAAGUACCAAAUCCAAUAGGAGGAUUGAAUGUGGCAUUUACCUUUCUCGCUGGCCUCACUGGAGUAGUGAUUACAUUGGCUCUUAUUCUAAUCAUUACUUCCUCUACAAAAACAAUUCGCAGGUCAUAUUUUGAAGUGUUUUUUGGUACACACAUCAUCUCUUUGUCAUCUUCUUCAUUGGUCUUGUUUUUUAUAGGAAGAUAGUACGAGGACAGACUUAUGAAAGUCUUCAA